Periconia digitata is the source of this 2164-nucleotide messenger RNA. The record is from the annotation of a GenBank genome assembly. Lineage: Eukaryota; Fungi; Ascomycota; Dothideomycetes; Pleosporales; Periconiaceae.
CUCCGCCCAAAGCCCGCCCUCUCUUUUUCUUCCAACUUCUUCAACAACCUCCUGCUCCUCUCGAUUUUCUGCUUCCCCGACAGCAGGACGACGCCAGCCUUCGCGGGCCUCUCAUGUCUCUGGUUCAACAUGUGGGUAAUCUCGAGGGAACGGAUCGCGAGGAGGCCCUAGUCGACCUCUUCCUCCCGCCCCAAGAUCGCGAAAAUUAUCCCGAUCAUUUCUCUGAGCGCCGUCUCUCCAUCGAGAGCGGCACGGCCACCAGCACUAGAUCUUUGCGCAGGAUUGUCAGCUACGAUGCUUUGAAGCCCACAGAGGAUACCGUCGAAGAAGAUGGUGGUGUCACCCCUUAUCAUGUGUCCACCAAACGCCGUAUCUUCCAAGUAGCCGUCAUCAUCCUCGCCUGUUGGUUUGCAAGCGGCAUCAUUUUUGGCUUCGCCGCUCUCAAGCCCAUUCUCAUCCGCGAAGGUGUAUUUAGAGAUCUUUGUACUUCGCAAGAGCUGCGGGACGGCAUCGAAGUGUGCUUCGAGCAGGAUUUGCGACUCAACUUCUUUUUUUCCCUUGCUUCCACUACUGCAAAUGUUUCUGCUCUGCCUGUCGGCGCAUUGCUCGAUCGUUAUGGUCCCAGGCUCUGUAUGCUCAUCGGCUGUUUGUGCCUCGCUGUUGGAACUGUUCUCAUGAGCCUUGCUUUCCAAAUUCCCGGCUUUGAUGGCUUCACCGUUGGCAACUUCUUCUUAGCUCUUGGGGGAACUUUUGUCUUCUUGCCUUCUUUCCAAAUCGCAAACGCUUUCCCCAAGUAUGCGGGCAUGAUCGUAGCAUUGGUCACAGGCGCCUUUGAUGCCUCGGCCGCUGUGUUCCUCUUCUAUCGACUCGCCUAUGAGGCAUCCAACGGCGCUUUCAAGCCCCAACACUUCUUCCUUGCCUACCUCCUCGUGCCGUGUACCAUUUGCAUUGCGCAACUCACCUUUUUGCCAGCAUCAAGUUACAAGACACAGGGACAGCUCGAGAUGAAGAUUGAGCGCGCCGCUGAUGACACGCGGGAUGUGCACAGCUCUGACGACGACCUCCCCAGCGAUGAAAUGUGGAAGGUCCGAAAAGUCCGCAGCACCCGCCGUCGAAAACGUAUGAACAGACUCGACAAACUCGUUGGUGACGAAUCCUCCCGCAAACUCCGCGACGAGCAGGAAGAACACCGCCACGAAGCAUCCGGCGUCUGGGGUGCCCUCCACGCCAAAACGCCUAUGCAGCAAAUGGUGACCCCAUGGUUCUACCUCUUGACCCUCCUCACCGUUUUGCAAAUGGUCCGCAUGAACUACUUCAUCGCCACUCUCAAAGAGCAGUACACAUACAUGCUCUCCUCCCCGGCCCUCGCCAAGCACAUCAACGAAUUCUUCGACUGGGCCCUCCCCAUCGGCGGCGUAGCCUCAACCCCCUUCCUAGGCCUCCUCCUCGACAACGUGAGCACCCCCGGCGUCCUCCUGAUCCUCGUCCUCCUCAUCACCGCUAUCGGCAUCGUCGGCUCCCUCCCCGCUCUCUGGGCCGCCUACAUCAACGUCCUCCUCUUCGUCUUCCUCCGCCCGCUGUACUACUCGGCAAUGUCCGACUACGCGACCAAAGUCUUCGGCUUCGCGACUUUCGGCCGCGUCUACGGCACCAUCAUAUGCGUCUCGGGCCUCGUAAACCUCUCCCAGACCGGCAUCGACGCCCUCACUAAAUCAACUUUCCACGGUAAUCCCAUCCCCGUCAACGCGACGCUCGCGGUGCUAGGCUCCGUGAUCGGUAUCGCGCUCGUCGCGUAUGUCACGGUGCAGACGUACCGCAUGCAGAAGGCGUUGCUCGACGAUGAUCUCUGGACCGUGACCAACACCGAUGCGGAUACCGUCAGCGUCAUGGACAGUCUGCUGGAGGAGGACGAGCAUCCCGGAUACGGAAGUUUUGCGCCGCAGGCGCAGACGCAGGGGCGCGUGUCUCAUGAGUAUUAAGCUUCUUGCGUAGUUUGGAUGGGGAAUAAGGGAAAGAGAUGGUACUGGCACGAUGGAUUUCCACUUUCAAUUUUCCCCUUCGCUUUGACGACAGCUGCUACGACAUGAUCAAAAGAAAAGGAUAUUUUCGGGGUUUUAUCUGGGAUCAAUCACAAGGGAUCAGAGAAAUACUUGUACCACCAUAU